Colossoma macropomum (tambaqui) is the source of this 2488-nucleotide messenger RNA. RefSeq lists its product as uncharacterized. The record is from RefSeq and is a predicted model, not a curated record. NCBI's taxonomy places the organism in Eukaryota, Metazoa, Chordata, Actinopteri, Characiformes, Serrasalmidae. The transcript is spliced from 8 exons. Gene Ontology annotation, cellular component: chloroplast. Gene Ontology annotation, biological process: cholesterol metabolic process; chlorophyll biosynthetic process. The coding region runs from base 199 to 1566 and encodes 455 amino acids. Gene Ontology annotation, molecular function: chlorophyllide a oxygenase activity; 2 iron, 2 sulfur cluster binding.
CUUGCAGGUCGCAGAUGGAUGCUGUUGGAGAGGUUUACCUCCCACGAAGGCAUCUCCGAUGCAGCCUUUGGAGACGCACGUACGCAAACAGCCUGGUUUAUAAACAGCGGCAGGAAGAUGGUGAGCUGCUUUGGUGACCGUGACCGUCCGAGUCGCCUGGUCUGAGCUGCGCAUUGCUAACAAGCCUAAAAACAACCAAUGGAUCUUUCUGGCAACUCACUGCUCUGGAAGCUGCUCUCGGUGGCUGUCCUCGUCCUGGCCGCCGCCCUCCUCCUUGUGUUUGACCCGUGGGACUUCGGAUACCCAGAGCUAUGGAGAAAGACCGGGCUGGCCGGAGCUCCAGCGCGGGCUGCGGCGUGCCUCGUGGCCGGGGUGCUCCUCCUGGCAGCCGGCUGGCUGUACCGUCUGUUCUUCGCCCCACUGGAGCUGCUGCGGAGCCCGGAGGACGUGGGCUACGUGGCCGAGGACGGUCGCUCCAGAGCCCGGGCGGCAAACGAGGUGAGGCGGCGACGGAAGACCGGAGAGCUUCCUCCGGUCUACCCCAACGGAUGGUACCGGGUUUUGGACUCCCACAUGCUGGAGAGAGGCGACGUGAGGAGCGUCACAGUGCUGGGUGAGCAGGUGGCUGUGUUCCGUGGUCAGGAUGGGAAGGCGUAUGUGGUGGAUGCCUACUGCCCCCACCUGGGAGCCAAUCUGGCUGUUGGGGGCAGAGUGGUGGGCAGCUGUAUCGAAUGCCCCUUCCAUGGGUGGCAGUUCCGUGGAGAGGAUGGGAAGUGUGUCAGGAUUCCGUAUGCUGAGAAAGUUCCUGAGUUUGCUAAGGUGCGCUGCUGGCCGAGCUGUGAGGUCAACGGGCAGGUGCUGGUGUGGUUCCACUGUGACGGAGAGCAGCCAGGCUGGAAAGUUCCAGAGCAGAGAGAGAUCAGCCGGGGAGAGUGGGUGUACCGUGGACGAACAGAGCACUUCAUCAAUGCACACAUAGAGGAAAUCCCUGAAAACGCUGCAGACAUCGCUCACCUGGCCCAUCUCCACACUCCAGGCAUUGUGAGUGGAGUGGAUUUGCGCUACACCAACAGUAAAACCUGGGAGUUUAUUCGCCAUGACUGGAAGGUGGAGUGGAAUCCAGAGCCUGAGCCUAAUAAGCACUGUUCUCAGAUGCUGGUGAAGCACGCUCUGACUGUGUUCGGACGUCACUGGCCUCUUUUGGACUUGAGCGUGGUGGCCAGACAGGUGGGUCCGGGUUUGGUGUUCCUGCUGUUUGACCACAGUUUCCUGGGCCGGGGGGUGAUCAUGCACUGCGUGACCCCGGUGGAGCCUCUGCUGCAGUGUGUCUCACACACUAUCUUCUACCAGAGCAGCAUCCCUCCACUGGUUCCAAAGUUUAUCCUGCGAGCAGAGUGCAUCCAGUUUGAGCGGGACGUGAUGAUUUGGAACAAUAAGAAGUACAUCUCCAACCCCAUGCUGGUGAAGGAGGACUCAGCCAUCCAGAAGCACCGGCGCUGGUUCAGCCAGUUUUACAGUGAGAACAGCCCCCGCCUGCGCUACCAACACGACACGCUGGACUUCUGACCACGCACGGCCCUGAUGCAAGCUGCUUUGCAACAAUUCAGUCGGACGCUAAGGACUGGAUACUUGGCUAUUGACGUGAUCACAACAACUACUUGACUGGUUUGGAGAAAAACUUCUUUCCCCAAUUUUGGCACCUGAGAGGGUUAUAGACAUUUGUUCUGAGGAAAACGAGUCUGUAUAACAUAAAAUAUUCAAACGUUCUAUAUUAGCAUUUAAAAACUCCACUGAAGUGAACACAGAGGAAGUUAUUUCUCUCCAUCGUGAGGACCCAUCUGUCCUUGUUGAAGUGCCUCUGAAGAUUAUGAAUCACUGAGUGAGUGGGAACUUUUCUCCCUGAGAGAAGCUACUGUAGCUUGACUUUAGAUUGUUCUGCAGUCGGGGGAAAUCAACACCUCGCUGACUGAAGAGCUCUUCCAGCUAAUGCAAGCAAUAACAGUCGACGAGCCAGUAGAUGAAUUGAAGACACAAGACUCAGCCACGUGUACACUGUGAAUUAAGCCAUGCAAAGACAAUGUCAUCCUAAUAUAUUACUAAGAUACGGUGGAGUCUGAAAGUAAUUGGACAGUGGUGUAGCUCUUGGUGUUUUGCUCUGUACUACAGAACAGUGGAUUUGAGAAAUGAAGAAGUCAUUGAAGUUAAAGUGUAGCCCUUUUCGUUCAGUCACCCAUCUCAUGGCACCUAAACUAAUCGGACAACUAAAGCUUAAAGGGGAAUUCUGGCCUAAAACUAGCAUUUAAUAUGCGGCCUUCUUAAGUGAGAUUCUAAAGUAGGGGUGUUUAAUUAAAAUUCAAUAAGGUCCAGUUAGAGAAAAUUUCCUCAAGCAAAGGUCCGGAACAUCAUAAUGUCUAACUUGCAUUAUGAUUCGGUGCCAUAUACUGUUUACUGAAGUAGCCUAGUAGGUAUAUCAACAUCUUAUACAGUC